ACGAAAUAUGGCUGGCGACUUCACUUGAAGCAAGGUAGAGAAAAGGGGACCUCUGGGUUUCUUUAAAGCAAAAUCCAUCUUUUUUGUGCAUACCACUGCUUUUAACACUGAAGAAUGCUAGCCUUCAGGUUUAGUUACCCUCCUCCCCCCAUGAAACUUAUAUAAAAGUUUCCCCGGGUGGCUUAAUAAUUUAUAAACUAAUACUUUGACUGGGGGUCAGCUGUCCUGUUGUUUAAGCAUAUUUCUGCUCGGCGCAAUUAGGAGCAGUGUUGUGAAUGACAGGCUUUGAACAAAAUGCCAAACUUCGAUGACAUUCUAGAGCACAUUGGGGAAUUUGACCUGUUCCAGAAAAGAGCCUUUUUUCUCAUCUGCUUCGUCUCUGUUGCCUUUGCCCCGAUCUAUGUGGGAGUCGUUUUCCUUGGUUUUAUACCUGAGCACCGUUGCCUGAAUCCUGGAGCUGCCGAGUUAAGCAGCAGGUGUGGCUGGAGCCCUGAACAGGAGGUGAAUUACACGGUUCCAAAUGGAGAGGCUUUCACCCGUCAAUGCAUGAGAUACGAUGUGGACUGGAAUGCAACUGAGCUGAGCUGCACAGAACCGUUGGAAGCUUUUUCCAGUAACAAGAACUUCUCUCUUACAACCUGCCAAGAUGGCUGGGUCUAUGAUCCUUCAAUAUGGUCCAUUGUGAGUGAGUUUAAUUUAGUAUGCGAAGACUCCUGGAAGUUAGACGCAUUUCAGUCAUCUGUAAAUGCUGGGUAUUUUCUUGGAUCCAUAUGUGUUGGCUACAUAGCAGACAGGUUCGGACGUAAAACAAGUCUCUUAAUUAACACCCUGGUCACUUCCAUCGCAGGAGUUCUUGUGGCCUUGGCACCAAGCUACUUAUGGUUGGUGAUAUUUCGCUUCAUCCAAGGACUAAUCAGCAAAGCCGCCUGGACAGCAGGCUAUAUUCUAAUCACAGAAAUUGUUGGUCCAAGCUACAGGAGGAUUGUGGCUAUUCUUUACCAAACAGCAUUUGCUUUCGGCCUCCUCAUCCUUGAUGCUGUGGCUUAUGCGAUUCCUCACUGGAGAUGGCUGCAACUUGCCAUUACUCUGCCGUGUUUCCUUAUUUUGUUCUACUACUGGUGCCUGCCGGAAUCUCCCAGGUGGCUGAUCUCUCAAGGACAGAAUGUCAGAGCUAUGGAAAUCAUGGGCGAUAUUGCUAAAAAGAAUGGGAAAGUCAUGCCUGCCGGUUUUGAGAGUAUAAACCUUGAAGAAGAAAAAGAAGAGAAAGAAGAGAAAGAAAACCGGGGGCCUUCAUUGAUGGAUCUUGUGAGGACAACACAGAUGAGAAAAUACACUUUUAUUUUGAUGUAUAACUGGUUCACAAGUGCCAUCAUGUACCAAGGACUCAUCAUACACCUAGGAAUUUCUGGAGACAAUGUUUACCUGGAUUUUUUUUACUCGUCUCUAGUUGAAUUUCCAGCAGCCCUCAUACUCAUACUCACGACGGAACGUAUGGGCCGCCGCUAUCCCUGGGCUACCGCAAAUCUGGUGGCAGGAGCGGCUUGCCUUGUUGCAGCUUUCACCCCAGAAGAUAUGCACUGGCUAAAGGUUAUUACAGCUUGCAUGGGCAGAUUAGGAGUCACAAUGGCAUUUGAAAUGGUUUGUUUUGUCAAUACCGAAUUGUACCCAACAUUUCUCAGAAACCUUGGUGUGAUGGUCUGUUCAUCCAUGUGUGACUUCGGUGGAAUAAUUUCCCCAUUUGUGGUCUAUGACUAACAGAAAUCUGGCCCCAAGCUACCUCUUGUAGGUUUAGUAAGUAAUCCU
Lacerta agilis (Sand lizard) is the source of this 1803-nucleotide messenger RNA. RefSeq names its product solute carrier family 22 member 2-like. The coding region runs from base 295 to 1755 and encodes 486 amino acids. Gene Ontology annotation, biological process: transmembrane transport. The record is from RefSeq and is a predicted model, not a curated record. Gene Ontology annotation, cellular component: membrane. The transcript is spliced from 9 exons. Lineage: Eukaryota; Metazoa; Chordata; Lepidosauria; Squamata; Lacertidae.